Messenger RNA from Effrenium voratum, 4260 nucleotides. The record is from the annotation of a GenBank genome assembly. NCBI's taxonomy places the organism in Eukaryota, Dinophyceae, Suessiales, Symbiodiniaceae.
GCUCAGCUCGCUCGGUUGCUCGAGUGGCCACGCCAUGGCCAGCCCUUAGGGCUCUGAAGCCGCCACCUCCGCACCUUUUGGCCAGAUGAGAGCGGCUCUACGAUUUCUGGUGGGGCUUUCCUCUGCUUACUUCGCGCUUUCCCUGGUCCGUUGCUUCGCGGGGCUCGACGUGCGGAGGACCGCGGCGGAGUCGACGAGAUUCGCGGGGGACGCUGGCCGCGUGUCCCGGCGGUCGCCGUGGCGUCGCUUGCAGAGGUCGGCGACAGAGACGGUGGAGCUGAUAGAAGUUGAUGUCAAGAAGGAGCCCAAAGUGGGAAGCGCCCUGGACAACAGCGAGAUCGUCAAGCGGGCCAAGAGGGAGGCCUUGCCUUUGAUUGCAAGCACGCCGGUGGAGAACAGAAAGCUGCGGGCCGCGAUCGAAUCCAUCGAGCUGGAUCAGGAAGCUUUGCGCGUGUCCUCUCCCUUGUUCUCCUUGAAGACGUUUCUGGCGACCAGCUCCGCGGCCACGGUGUCCAUGGUGGCCUCGCUGCUCUCCUCCUCCCCGACCCUCUUCAUCCUCAUGCCAUCUCUGACGACGGUGAUCUUCUUGUACUCCUCGCUGUCUGAGAGCGCGGCAGCGAGAUACAAGGCCAACGCCAAGUACAACUACGGGCAGAACUCCAAGUUGGCCGCCACUGCAGAGACCAGCCUGGCCAUCGCGGAGUCCCGCAAGGUCUUCUUCCCCUUCGGCGUGGGGCUCACGGCAAUCACCGCCGCCGCCUGCGUCACCUUGAGGAUCUUCAAUGAGAAGAUUGGGGACUUCAUCCCUGAGGGCCAGUCUUUCUCCACGAUCCUGGCGGGGGACAACGUGGUUCUCAUCCUCUUCGCGCUGGCCUCCAUGGUGGGAGCCACCCUCACCAGCCUCACCUACGUGUCCACGCGUGCGGCCUUGGUGCUGGACGAGAGCAUCCAGGCCUCAGCGCAGAGCGACUGGGAGGCCACGAGGUUGCCCAAGAGGGCCAAGGAGCCGACCCCUGAGGAGGAAAGGAACAUCGUCAUCGCCACGGUGAUCUUCUGCCUGCUGCCGGUGCCAUUCAUUGUGGAGGGCAUCGACAUGAGCUUGGCCGAGACGAACCGCAUGCUCUUCAACAAGGCGCUGCAGCAGCUGCUGGACGACGCCUCCGUGGUGAUCUCCGCCUCCGCGGCCGCGCAGGCCGCGGUGGCCUUCCUGCUGGGGGAAAGGGACUUCACCGACGCGGAGCAGCGCUGCGCCAUGCAGUCCAAGCAGGCGGCGCUGGCGGAGAUGUUCUGCGCGCAAGCGCAGCAGGAGGCCGCCAUCAUCCCGGUGCGCAGCGCCUUCUCGGCGGCGGCGCGGGGCGGCGCUGACCUGGCCAUCGAGUUCUCCAAGCUGGCGGCGGCCAUCUUCCCCUGGGGCGCGGUGGGCCAGGCCUUCCAGUCCAUCCUGAACGCCCGGCUGGUGCGGGUCGAGUCCGAUGCCGCGAUCAACGAGGCGCGCAUCGUGAAGUACGGGCCCAAGCUGACGCGGAACCGCAAUGCCAUUGAUGCCUCGCUGAUUGAGUUCGGGCGCCUGCAGAAGGAGGUGUUCCCUUCGGACAAUGAGAUCCGGGACAAGAUCGCGGCGCUGAAGGUCGGGGAGGUGAAGGACUUCAAGAUCCGCUCCAAAGAGGGCCGCAGGGAGGUGCAUCUGAUCGCCGCGGAGCUCGGGAUGGUGUCCAGGUCCUAUACCUCGGGCAACCAGCGCGUGGUCUCCGUGAAGAACACCGGCGGGGCACUGGACUCGAAUGAGGAGCAAACCAGCUUUGUGGACAUGGUCGAGAAGGAGUUUGUGGGUACUCUGCAGAAGGAGGCGGAGACUUCGCUGGCCGAGGGCAUCCCGAAGGAGUGGAUGCCCUGGGUGAGCACGGCCGCCGCGGCGACGGUGAGCGCGCAGGCUGCGCCGGCGGUGCUGGGGGCGGACGCCUCCCAGGUGGUACUGCCGCUGGUCACCGGGGGCAUCGGCCUGCUGACGGUGUGGCAAGAGCGCGCUGGCCGGGAGCAAGUGGCCUACGCCAAGAAGGACGCUGCGGUGUUGCAGCGCAGACACGCGGAGGCAGAGGCAUUGGUCGGCCUGGCCGCGCUCUCCGCCUCGGCCUUGCCCACCUAUGUGGCAGUGUCGGCGGUGGCGUCGGCCUUCUCCUGCGUGGGCUUCCUGGCGGACUUCGGGGUGGUGGCCUGGGCCUGCGAGCUGCCCACGCUGCUCCUCUCCACCCUCUGCCUCAUCCUGGGCUUGGAGCGCCAGGAGCAGGUGGAGAAGUACGUGCGGGGCGCCAGCCGCAUCAUCGGGGGCGAGCCGCCCAAGCGCGCGCGCUUCCGUGCGCAACGGCUCUGGCUCCUGCUGCCCUGGAUCGUGAUGUUCCUCCCCGAGACUCUGGUUCGACGCUGCUGCGCGGCCAACGCCCUCAUCGUCGCGGAGAUCGGCUUCGUCAUCGCCAACUGCGGGCGCCAGCUCUCCUUCGCGGAGUUCUACACCGCGCGCACGCGACGCGUGCACUCCCGCACAGAUGCCUGGGCGCAGAUCGCGUCAGCCUGUUCCAGGAGCUUGCCCCUGACCUCGGCCUUGGCCCUGACCAACACCCUGGUGGCCACCACUUUGGGCGCGGUGAACGUCUCCUUCGGCGGUUUGUUCCCCAUCUUCGGCCUGGGCGUGUGCAUCCGCGCCAUCCAAAAGGCCGUGGAGAGCCGCGAGAGCGCCAUCAUCACCUCCCAGGAAGGCCGGGACGCGCAGACCCUGGGGGAGAACUUCCCGCCCUACCCGCAGCUGGGGCGCCAGGAGGAGAUGCCGACGGAGGAUCCGCGGAGCCUGCGGGCGGACCUGAAGCAGCUGAGCAAGGCGAGUUUCCGCUCCGGCGUGUCGCGGCUGUCCCGAGGCUUCCUGCGGCUCUUCGAGGAUACCAAGCCGGAGCAGGCCUUCAAUCAGACCUCCGACCAGAAGGUGGUGCGGCGAGUGCAGGCGGACCUCGAGGAGCUGCGCGUCACCGUGCGGGGCAACGACCCCAACUGGGCCCGCGUGGGCUCGGUGGUGGGCAUCCUGACGGCGGCCUCCGUGAUCGCGCCCUUCCUGCUGUCGGAGCUGCUGACCGAGGUGAUCGUGCCUUUGGCGGGCACCACCCUCACCAUCUUCGUGGUGAUCGCCGAGAGCGAAGCCAGGUCCUCGGUGGCGCAGGCCAAAGUGCACGCGGCGCAGAUCAACGAGCAGAUGUCCACAAUGGAGGAGCUGGUGUCCAUCACCUCCCUGUGGAAAGCCUACCUCCUGGGCAUGGUGGGCGUCGCGGAUUGCAACGCCAUCCUGGGAUUGGUGCUGAAGACGCCCUGGAACGUCAUCUCGCUGUAUCCCAAGCUCCAAGCGCUCCAAGAGGUCGCGCAGUUCGCCUUGGCCUUCGCCUCCAUCGCCACCUGCGCGCUGGCGGCCCGGCGCCUGCUGCAGGUCCGGGAGUGGGCGGCCUCGGUGAAGAAGAUCGCGGCGGACAACUUCAACGAGGACACGCUGCGGGGCAUCACUCAGACCUCCCCCGUGGCGGUGGACACCGGCGGCGGACAUCUGCCCAUCUCCAAGUUCCAGCGGUGUGUGGUCAUCGGCGCGGCGGUCCUGCCUUCGAUUUUGUUCAUGGUGCUGCCGCUGCCUGGACGGGAAGAGCUGGCAGAGAAGGUGGUGGGUUGCACCGGCGCGGCGGCGCUGGUGGUAGCUCUGCUGAUGCUGCAGGCGGAGCGGGCCUCUUGCAAGGCAGAGCGAAUCCAGGCCUCGUGCAAGCGCGCGGCCUCUCUGUGUGAAGCCUUUGCCAACCGAGCGGAGCAGCAAGGCGCCUUGCUGCCCUUCAACUCCGCCGCGGCCAUUGCGGUGGCCGGCGUGAUCACGUUCCUCACCGAGUUGAACCCCGGCACCGCAGCGGCCCUGACCAUCCUGCAGGCCAUGAGCUGGCUGAUCGCCUCGCGCAAGGGGGUGGCCACCAAGUUCGAGAGCCGCGCCAGCCUGCAGGUGCGGUCGCGGUUCUCCAUGCGGGGGGUGAUGGCGGCCACGGGAAGCCUGGGAAUGCGCGUGAAGAGCAUCCUCAUCGGCUAAGGCCAGUGCUGCGGGUUCCUGUGCUUUCGACGGCCUUCCGAUUGGCUCCCCAAUGAUGACUUGGAAGGAGUCGUCCGGCAGUGAGUAUUUGCUUUUGGAAUUUCCUUCCAAACAUCUAUUGCGAGCAGAGGAUCCGUGUCAUAGGAUUGCUAUUCCACCAAUGC